This is a messenger RNA of Thalassophryne amazonica, 1465 nucleotides long. RefSeq names its product annexin A1a (gene anxa1a). The coding region runs from base 160 to 1173 and encodes 337 amino acids. Gene Ontology annotation, cellular component: cytoplasm; plasma membrane. The transcript has 12 exons. Lineage: Eukaryota; Metazoa; Chordata; Actinopteri; Batrachoidiformes; Batrachoididae. Gene Ontology annotation, molecular function: calcium ion binding; cadherin binding involved in cell-cell adhesion; calcium-dependent phospholipid binding. Gene Ontology annotation, biological process: positive regulation of G1/S transition of mitotic cell cycle; cellular response to hydrogen peroxide; response to estradiol. The record is from RefSeq and is a predicted model, not a curated record.
UCGAGUCCAUUCGCUGCAGCUGUGUUUUUGGGCUGGAUCCGUUACUAGGUGGGGUUUAUCCUGGCUAUAAGAACACUGUUCUGAGCUCUGCGCUACUUCUGGGACCUCAGUGAGACUAACUUUGUUCGUGUCAGGCCGUGCGAGUCCAGCAGUUCCGUGAUGUCUCUCAUUGACAGUCUCCUGCAGCAGACAAUCUAUCUGGGCAUGCCCGACGAAUCGGUUGUAAAGAAUGAGGGAACGGUGAAGGCAGCGCCUUAUUUCAACGCUAAUGGGGAUGCAGGAGUCUUGGAUAAGGCAAUCAAGGCUAAAGGUGUGGAUGAGAACACUAUUAUUGAAAUUCUGGCGAAGAGGAGCAACGAACAGAGACAGAAAAUCAAAGAGGUCUACCAGCAGUCAUGCGGCAAGGCUCUGGAAGCUGACCUGAAGAAGGCUCUGAAGGGUGACUUGGAGGAAGUGGUGCUGGCUCUGCUGAAAACACCAGCCCAGUAUGAUGCCCAGCAAGUCAAACUGGCUAUGAAGGGUUUUGGGACAGAUGAGGCAACCCUGAUAGAGAUUCUGGCUUCCAGAACCAACACACAGAUUCUGGCUCUAAAGAAGGCCUACAAGGAAGAAUACAAGAAGGACCUGGAGGCUGACAUUGCAUCAGACACAAGUGGAGACUUCAAGACUGCUCUGCUUGCACUCUGCAAGGCCGAGAGAACUGAAGGAGUGUGUGAAGAGCUGAUUGACAGUGAUGCCAGGGCCAUCUAUGAGGCAGGCGAAGGAAGGAAGGGCACUAACUGCUCAGUCUUCAUUGACAUCCUCACCACCAGGAGUGCGCCUCAUCUCCGUAAAGUAUUUGAAAGGUACUCAAAGUACAGCAAACAGGAUGUGGCCAAAGCGAUUGACCUCGAAAUGAAGGGAGACAUUGAAAGCUGUCUCACAGCAGUUGUAAAGUGUGCUGGAAACAAGCCUGCCUUCUUUGCUGAGAAACUCCACUGCGCCAUGGAGGGAAGAGGAACCCGUAAACCAAUCCUGACCAGAAUCAUGGUGAGCCGCUCAGAGGUGGACAUGAAACACAUCAAGCAGGAAUACAAAAAGAAGUAUAGCAAAACACUUCACCAGGAAAUUCUGGAUGACACUACAGGUGACUAUGAGAAGAUUCUGCUCGCCCUCUGCGGGGAUAACGACUAACAAGAAACACUAAAGAUCCUUAAUGUCCAGCUGUGGAAGAGUUCCUGGACUUUAACGUGCAAAUGUUAUAUAAAAUGGUCAAAAACAGUCUUUACUGCUUAAACGCUCUUUCCCCUUCACAUAACACAUUUAACUGUCCAUCUGAGAUGUCUAGGUGAACUUCUGCUCUGGAAAAGGCUUGACUUUGUCUUAGUUUCUUAGCCUAGACUCCCACCUGUCAAAACAUUUACACUGACGGCAGUAUUGCUGAAAGAGCUUGAAUCUCUGCAAAUAAAAGCUUUUUGUAUGAAGG